AGCCAUGAACUCGCAUCCUCUUGCAAUAUGCAGUUAGCAUUAUUAUUCUGUAUUUUAACUUUUGGGAGUAGGCCUAAGCUUAGCAUGAGUUUCAGAGUCAUCAGUAGUUUCUUCAAGGGUCUUCAUCAUGGAUGCUUCAUGAGAAUGGAUGGUUUUGGCAUGGGACGAGAAAAGGGACCAUAUUUUAGACAGCUGGGGUGCUCAUGUGCCACCCAUCCCUAGAACUGUGACUGUCAUAACUGACCUGGUCUGUGGACUGUGGUCUGACUUGUUGUUCACAAAAUUGUUCAAGGGCCACCUGCAAGAUAUUUCUUGCUGUGGAAGAUGCAGAAGCUCUCACAGAUCUAGCUAUCCUCUCAAGUCCUGGGUUGCACUCUUAGCCCCAAUAACCCUUCCAUUAGACUGAGCAGAUUUGGCCUUGAAAUGGCUGAAAUGUUUGAACUUUACAUCAUGGUGUGUUCUUUAUUUGUAAAUGACUGUUGUUUUGCAUUCUUGGCUAGACCAUAUGAUACAGAUCUGGAAGAUGACGACCAGCCUGAAUGGAUUACACCUGAAGUUUACUGGCAAUUCCAAAGUCCCGCUAAGAAGAGCACUAGAGGGAAGAAAAAAAGGGUAAGAUUUCCUGAGAUCCAGACUGGGACAGCCAAGGACCUCUUCAGAACCAGCAGAGCAUCAGAUGCAGGGCUGGGGAGAAACGGAAUGGAAAGGCAACUGCCAGUGACAUCUACCCAUUACUGCAAGACUGAAAACAAUAGAUUCUGGCCAGGUCAACAGCUGGAUAAGCUAUGUUACCUGCCCCAGAUGAAGCCUGUCCAAGGACAGGCCAUGUUCAAACACAUCCAUCAAACAAAGCCUGCCUACCCCAGCAUCUACAACCCAUAUCGCAGCUGGCCAAUCAACGAGCAGGGUUACCUAACCUAUGGAGACAUUGAGAUUCAAAAGAGAUACUUCAUCUGAUAUGGUCUGAACAGUGAUGCGACAUGUGAUCAAAACUUUGUAAACCCUCUGAAAUCUCAGUUAUCUUCUGGUUAUCUUCAGACUAUUUGAAAUCAGGCUAAGGCAUAAACUGUGGAUUCCUAUUAUUCUCCAUCCACCUCCUGUAGUGCUCUUGCCCUCUUUGAAGUGUGUGGUGCUUCAGGUGUGAAUUAUGGAAGACCUCAUAGACUGAAGAUGUUUUCACAGCUUGGUAAGGGAGAAAACAUUAAUGGCCUGCACUCCAUCAAGGUACAAUGCCAGCAGGCCUGAAUGUGCUCCAGUAUCCUCUAAAAAAAACCCCACCAUAUACUACUCAGUGAAGUUUCCCAUAUUGCCUUUGUGCGUAGUUCCAAGCCUACCUAGAAGAAAGACCUUCAAAAAUUGUAAUGUCCUUGGUCUCCUUUUAGUUUGG
Molecule: messenger RNA, 1387 nt
Organism: Alligator mississippiensis (American alligator)
Lineage: Eukaryota; Metazoa; Chordata; Crocodylia; Alligatoridae
Product: EF-hand calcium-binding domain-containing protein 12-like
Exons: 3
Coding region: 424-957 (177 amino acids)
Source: RefSeq, a predicted model, not a curated record